GCGCAGUCGCCAGGUGAGCCAACGACGACGUGCGCGUUACUGCGACGACGUUCGGGGUUGGCCAGUAGUGUUUCACCAAAAACCUUUCCUACUCGAAUUUAUUCCUCUCUCUCUCUCUCUUUCUCUCUUUUUCUUUUUCUUCUCUCUCUCUCUCUCUCUCUUUCGGUCUUCGUUGUCGUCGUCGUCGUCGUCGUCGUCGCUGCCACCGUCGCCGUCGUCGCCGCCGUCAUCGAAUUGCCGCUCGCCAUCAUGUUGCCGCUCGUUCGCUUACUCUCUUUCGUUAAAUAAAAAAAGAGAGAGGGAAUUAAAAAUACACGCACACGUAUAUUUCCCGUAUAGGAAGAGCCGAAGGAGGAGAAAUUUUGUUACCUUGAUAAGUACUGAAAAGUGUGUGUUGACACAAGUUGUGAAGGGUGCACGCGCUAUUACGAAUUGACCACUCGUAUUUGUCUUCCUCGUUUUUCUUUCUUUCGAUUGUUUUUCAUUAGUAUAUAUUUUCCCGAGUUAUAUCGUAAUUUUCAAUUGGAAAGCUGAAGGAGGCAAGAAGAGAAUGGACAUGUCGUGGUUGCUGUUGGAUAUCGAGUACCUGUGAAAGGAUCGAGGAGAGGAAACCCGGUUCGUCGUCGUCGUCGUCGUCAAACGUCUCUCUUUCUUUCUAUUUAUCUUUCUUUUUUCUUUUUCUCUUUCUCUCUCUCUCUCUCUCUCUCUCUAUUUUUUGCAUCUUCGUUCAUCGUGGGAACGAGGGGAGGAGAGAAAAAGACAGAUAGAUAAAUAGAUAAAUAGAUAGGAAGGAGAACGUGUUUCUGCGAGUGUUAAGCUUCUAUUACUGUGUUUCACCGAUUGUUAUUGUGUUGUGUUGUUAUUAUUGUUCGUUCAUAAAAAUUGAAAGAAGAAUAAAAAGAAAUAAAGAAGAGAGAUAAUAUCGAAGGGAUAUAUGGGCGGUCGACGGUGCCGCGAGGAGGACAGUAUGCAGAGCGUUGCUACGAGAGGGCCGACUCACCUGGUCGCCCUGUACGUGGCGACCGCCGGCCUUCAGAACAACUCGCUUGGCUCCGACGAGGGCCAAAUCACGUUACUGGUUUACGUACUUCUCGAUGUACUCCAGAACAAGGUAUUGGGUAGAGAACAAUACAUAGUUUGUCCAAAGAUAAUGGACGAUGGUUGUACACCGGGAAAUGGUAGUGACAAUUCACCGGUCGCCGGAAGUAACGCAAUCAUUAGCGAGUUGGCAUUAGCACAUGCUCCAGCCUUGACCGAGCGUACCCUUCGAGAACACGGGAUUCCUUUGGAACAAGCUAUAGAACAGUUCGAAGGAUGGUGGUCGUCCAUGUCCUGCGUGACCGGGGGAGGCGAACCUCGUUUCAUCGUUGACGGACAGGCACCGAUGAGACAAUGUUUGCAUCCUGAAGCCUGCAAAAAGGAUAUCGAAUUGCCAAGUCAUUACAAUGUCUUUCACGAUCUUCGUAAGGAAUUCGUUGGCUGUUACUCAUCGCACGGCGAAUUGGCAACACUUGGCAUACAAGAAAUGAUCCAAUACUUUGGGUUACAACCUGAUACGGACAACGAUUUUCACGUAAAAGAAAUACAAGAUAUGAUUAGCGUGAUACAAAGGAUGAUCAAAGAUGGUCACGUCUUCCAAACACCAGAGGUAGUAAAUAUAGUUUUAGAACCAGGAAUAUGUUCCAAGGACGAAGAAGUAGACAAUGACUGCGUAGUUAGAGCUAGAGGUCUUCCUUGGCAAUCAUCGGAUCAAGAUAUUGCCAAAUUUUUCCGCGGUCUGAAUGUGGCAAAGGGUGGCGUAGCACUUUGUUUGAGUCAUAUGGGCAGGCGUAACGGAGAAGCUUUAGUACGUUUUGUUAAUAAAGAACACAGAGAUAUGGCACUGAAAAGGCAUAAACAUCAUAUGGGGACACGGUACAUAGAAGUUUAUAAAGCUUCCGGAGAAGAUUUUGUUGGGGUUGCUGGUGGUACUACUAGUGAAGCGCAUGCUUUCCUUUCAAGAGGGGCUCAAGUUAUCGUUAGAAUGAGAGGAUUACCUUAUGACUGCGUUGCUAAGCAAGUGAUUGACUUUUUCUUAUCGGGACAAAAAUCUUGUCACGUAUUGGAUGGAGAAGAUGGCGUACUAUUUGUAAAAAAGCCAGAUGGUCGAGCGACCGGAGACGCGUUCGUCCUUUUCGCUCAAGAGGAAGAUGCUGUGAAAGCAUUGAGUAAGCACAGAGACUGCAUUGGCAGUAGGUAUAUUGAACUAUUUAGGAGUACAACGGCGGAAGUACAACAGGUCCUGAAUAGGGCAACCGAUCCAAAGCCGUUCGUUCUUCAAGUACCAUCAAUACAACCACUGCAAUUUCCUCCAUUACUUCCUCAACAUAUAAUUACAUCCGGCACGCGUAAGGAUUGCGUGAGGCUACGUGGGCUCCCCUACGAGGCACUUGUAGAGCAUAUAUUAGAAUUCAUGGGAGAACACUCGAAAAACAUUAUCUACCAAGGUGUUCAUAUGGUGUACAAUGCACAGGGUCAACCGUCCGGAGAAGCGUUCAUACAAAUGGACAGUGAAAGUUCGGCGCAUGCGUGCGCGACUCAGCGGCACCACCGAUUCAUGGUAUUCGGAAAGAAACAACGUUACAUCGAAGUCUUCCAGUGUAGCGGGGAAGAUAUGAAUCUGGUAUUGACAAGUGCUCCGCCGUCAACGAAGGCUCUACUAUCACCCGGUACGUUGAGCACUCAAUCACCCGCAUCUCUGACACAUUCGGGUCCGGCGACGCCGGUACCGAUGCCGGUACCGACGGCGCAGCCUCCCCUCUGGGACAUACAGGCGCUCGUACAGGCACAGGCCCAAGCACAGGCAGCGCAAGUUCAAGCUCAUGCUCAGGCGCAGGCGCAGGCCCAGGCCAUCAGGACUCAGGACUUUUGGCUGAUGGCCUUGGCAUCUAACGCAUCCCCCACCUCGACGACUCCAGCCUCGCCUACCUCCUCGGCGACUAGAGGCACAAUAUUGCCAACGCCGCCGCCACCGCCGCCGCCAUCAUUCGUAACAAGUGCAAUCUUCUCUCCAACGACCGCGAUGCUACCACGAGGACCACCUCAAUUCGCUGGCCCAUAUCCACCACCACCAAUCUUUUAUUGGCCCUAUCCCUCACCUCCCGUUAGUCCAACUAAUUAUUAUAAUCCGGCGAGCGUCGGUGGCAUCGCGCCGAUACCUCAACAAGCGACACUGUUGGCACCUACUGAAUGCUUACAAUUGGGACCAGGAACCGCGGCAGUGACUACGGCAACGUCACCAUCCGCGGAACCUCGUCUCGAUGCAACUCUGACACGCGUGGAGGCAGAAAAACGUAUUGCCUUGCCGGGCCAUCAUCACCAACCAGAAUGCACUCCCUUCGUCGAGGUUUUUAUGGUUUAACCAUGAGCCGAAACUUUAGCAAACUCCUUUUUUGGCCUUCUGUUCGUUCCAACAGACACACUGUCUUUUUCCUUAUCGAUUUGAAGGAAUUUACAUGCGUAUGCCUAUAUGCAGUCAAACUUGCACGCGCAUCCCUCCCCCCCAAGUUUUUUCCUCUUCGUCCUUUUAAUUACCCAUAAAGGGUCUACUUCGAAGCGCACGACACAUGUCAUUCGGGCAUUACUUUUUCUUUUUUUCUAGUCCAGAGAGACAGAAACGAGCGAUAGUAAGACAUAGCGCAGACUUCAUUUCUUUUUUUCUUCUUAUCUUUUUGUUUCUUUCCCCCCUUUGAGUUCGUAAGAUCGAAUAGGCGUAUCCUCUAUAAAUUUCUUUUAGAUUCCAAUCGUUAUAAAAUAAUUGUUAUGUCGUUAAAAAAAGAUAUAUAUAUAUAUA
Molecule: messenger RNA, 3832 nt
Organism: Polistes canadensis
Lineage: Eukaryota; Metazoa; Arthropoda; Insecta; Hymenoptera; Vespidae
Product: RNA-binding protein fusilli
Exons: 12
Coding region: 935-3400 (821 amino acids)
Biological process (GO): regulation of RNA splicing
Cellular component (GO): ribonucleoprotein complex; nucleoplasm
Molecular function (GO): mRNA binding
Source: RefSeq, a predicted model, not a curated record